Owenia fusiformis is the source of this 703-nucleotide messenger RNA. The record is from the annotation of a GenBank genome assembly. Lineage: Eukaryota; Metazoa; Annelida; Polychaeta; Sabellida; Oweniidae.
UGGAGGCUCACUGAUACAUCCACAAUGGGUUCUCACUGCAGCCCAUUGCAUGUAAGUAAUGACACUAAACAGUGGAUGAUGAGACUCGGGGAACACAACAUGUUAGAUGACACAGCUCCACAUAUUGAUGUACCAGUCGAGAGGAUAUAUAAACACCCAGAAUGGUUUUGGGAGAAUGACACUGUUUUAUCUGACAUAGCAUUGGUGAAGCUAAGUGAACCAGCUGUGCUUAAUGAGAAUGUCAAUGUUGUAUGCUUGCCUGAUGAGGAAGACCUGAACAAAAUCCAACCAGGGAGACAUUGUAUGGUGGCAGGAUGGGGCCGGACAAAGGAUUACAUGUAUAAUGGCAGUCUAUCUGAUGUGGUUAAACAUGUGAGACUCCCUAUUGUCGACCCUGAGGAAUGCAACACUAGCAUACUUGGUGGACUACAUAACAUUACGAUAGCUGAGAGUGAAAUCUGUGUGCAUGCAGAGGAUACAGUCAUUGGAGUAUGUCAUGGUGAUUCAGGCAGUCCCCUGGUGUGCUAUGACGAGGAGGAUGACACUUAUGUUCAGAUGGGGGUUGUGUCUAGGGGUGGCGUAUGUGGAGAGGAGCCUAGUGUGUUCAUCAAAGUCAAUGCAUACCUUAAUUGGAUAGAGGAAGUAGUGCGAGCUGAUGGCGUGUAUUAACGCAAAGAAACUGUCAUACAAAUGUAAACAGAAC